Anarrhichthys ocellatus (wolf-eel) is the source of this 1781-nucleotide messenger RNA. It is a transcript of the gene taf15, whose product is annotated as TAF15 RNA polymerase II, TATA box binding protein (TBP)-associated factor. The record is from RefSeq and is a predicted model, not a curated record. The transcript is spliced from 16 exons. Gene Ontology annotation, molecular function: RNA binding. The coding region runs from base 1 to 1356 and encodes 451 amino acids. Gene Ontology annotation, biological process: regulation of DNA-templated transcription. NCBI's taxonomy places the organism in Eukaryota, Metazoa, Chordata, Actinopteri, Perciformes, Anarhichadidae.
AUGGCCACUGAUUCAGGCUACGGUGGCUCACAAAGCUACGGGUCAUAUGCCGGUCAGCAGAGUGGACAGGGUUAUGGACAAGGAAAUGGCAGUGGCUCUUAUGGGGGACAGAGUUACAGUGGUUAUGGACAGCCACCAGCACCAGCAGCAGCAGCAGCAACACAAGAGGGUUAUAGCCAGUCUGCGCCACAAAGCUAUGAGAAUUACGGACAGGCAUCAUCUGGGUAUGGCGACAAGUCGUCAUCGUCUUCUUCUCAGGGGCAGCAAGGUUCCUAUGCUAGCCAGGGUCAAGGAGGAGACAGCUACGGACAGCAGAGCUCCUAUGGUGGCCAGGGGCCACGGGGUGGUAGCGGCGGUGGUGCUAGCAGUGGUGGUGGUGGCGGUGCCAGCUAUGGAAGAUGGAGUGAAGGUGAGGAAGGUGGGCGGUUUGGACGUGACCAAGGCGAUCGUUCCGAAGGAGGCGGGGGCUUCAGAGGCCGAGGCCGUGGCGGCUAUGACCGCGGUAGCUACGACCGCAGUGGUGGCUACGACCGCAGUGGUGGCUACGACCGUGGCGGAGGACCUCCUGGUAUGGGAGGUGGUGACCGUGGUGGCUACAAAAAUUACGGUGGCUCUCGAGACUUCGACUCAAGGGAUGAACCAGCUGGUGAUCAGGACAACUCUGACAACAACACCAUUUUUGUUCAGGGACUGGCAGAAGAGGCCACGGUUCAGGAAAUCGGCGACUACUUUAAGCAAAUUGGUAUCAUCAAGGUGAACAAGAAAACUGGCCUCCUGAUGAUCAACAUCUACACUGACAAGGCCACCGGUCGGCCAAAGGGAGAAUGUACAGUGUCAUUUGAUGACCCGCCCUCUGCCAAAGCUGCUAUUGAGUGGUUUGAUGGCAAGGAGUUCAGUGGCAAACCCAUCAAAGUAUCAUUUGCCACCCGCAGAGCUGAGUUUACACAAAGAGGAGGUGGAAUUGGAGGUGGAGGUGGCAGAGGAGGAGGUGGACGAGGAGGAGGAGGAGGGGGUGGUGGAGGAGGUUUCAGAGGUCGUGGCGGUGGAGGAGGACCAAGCUUUGACAUCAAGGGAGGCGACUGGCCCUGUCCCAACAGCUCUUGUGGCAACAUGAAUUUUGCACGGCGGCAAGAGUGUAACAAGUGUGGCACCCCAAAACCAGGAGAUGGAGGUGGUGGUGAUCGUGGAGGAAGAGGUGGUUAUGGCGGUGACAGAGGUGGAGGCUUCAGAGGUCGUGGAGGUUUCCGUGGGGGAGACCGUGGAGGCUACGGGGGAGGUGGUGGUGGAUUCGGAGGAGGUUAUAAAAUGGGAGGAAGAGGUGACCGUAGAGACGACAGAAGAGAACGGCCAUACUAGGUGUUGAGCAGACGGAAACCAUCCCAGCCCCCGAGUUCGCCAUGGAGGGAGGGUUUAGUUUGGGGGAAACUGGGGGGGAAGGACCGGCAAUCAGACAGUCUGAUUUGUGCUUUCUGUAGCCAGUGCAUCCCAACUAUUACUGCUCAUGUGAGCGAAGAGGAGCGGAUGUGUUGAGCUACUGUAUAGGGACUUUGAGGCUGAUUGGCAUGUGGUCAAAUGUUUUUUUGUUUUGAUUUUGUUUUUUGGUUUUUUUUCCUCUGUUUUGUUUUAUUUCUUUGUACAUCUUUUUAAUUUCCUCUCAGAUUCUAGUUGCAGAUGUUAUUGUGAGGUAGACUUCAUAUCUUUUUGGUUUUUGUAUGAACGGAUUACAUGUUUUACUUCUUUUUGUUUGUUUUUCCCAUAAUGAUAUUAAAAGACUGAUCUUU